AUGAAUUCUAAAAAUCCAAGAAGAGCUCAUUAAAAUAAUGAUUCAAAUUUCUUAGAAUGGGCAAGGAAAGAGAAAUAUACAAAUUGUAUAUAAUAGGAAAUGAAGGAUUAUUAUCUGAAGUAUAUUUAUUAUUCAUAGAUAGGUUAAAGGAAGGAAUGAUAACUUAUAUUACUGAGUAGGCCUAAAAAUUUAUGACAAGGCCAUUGAAAUCAGAAUUACUAUGUUCUUCAAAAAUUAGUUGUAUCUGA
Paramecium octaurelia is the source of this 248-nucleotide messenger RNA. Lineage: Eukaryota; Ciliophora; Oligohymenophorea; Peniculida; Parameciidae. The record is from the annotation of a GenBank genome assembly.